This is a messenger RNA of Monoraphidium neglectum, 402 nucleotides long. RefSeq names its product Molybdenum cofactor sulfurase. NCBI's taxonomy places the organism in Eukaryota, Viridiplantae, Chlorophyta, Chlorophyceae, Sphaeropleales, Selenastraceae. The record is from RefSeq and is a predicted model, not a curated record. The coding region runs from base 1 to 402 and encodes 133 amino acids. Gene Ontology annotation, molecular function: molybdenum cofactor sulfurtransferase activity. Gene Ontology annotation, biological process: molybdopterin cofactor metabolic process. The transcript has 4 exons.
AUGGGCUACCCCCCUAAAGACAACUAUGAGGGACGCAUGUACCCGCUGGAUUGGAUCAGCAAGUGGCUGGUGGUGCUGGACGCUGCAGCCCAUGCACCCACUCACAGCCUGGACCUCUCAAAGCAAAAGCCCGACUUUGUGCCCCUCAGUUUCUACAAGCUCUUUGGACUUCCGACCGGCGCAGGCGCUCUGGUGGUGCGCCGCGAGGCAGCGGCGGUGCUGCACAUCGAGUAUUUUGGUGGUGGCAGCGUUUUGGACGCCACUGCGGAAGGUUGCUGGCGCAUGCUGAUGCCUGUCCCUGAGGGCCUGGAGGCAGGCACCAUGCCGUUCCUCGACAUCAUCAGCCUCAAGUACGGCUUUGACCUCUUCAAGACCAUGGGGGGCAUGCAGGUGCGUGGCUAA